Messenger RNA from Candoia aspera, 3304 nucleotides. RefSeq names its product leucine rich repeat containing 75B (gene LRRC75B). The transcript is spliced from 4 exons. NCBI's taxonomy places the organism in Eukaryota, Metazoa, Chordata, Lepidosauria, Squamata, Candoiidae. The record is from RefSeq and is a predicted model, not a curated record. Bases 128 to 1195 code for a protein of 355 amino acids.
CGCCCGGCCGCUGCAUUGCGCCGCCUGCGCGCCCGGCCGGCCCCUGGGCGCCCUCGGCGCGGCGGAGAGGCUUUUCCCCGGCUGGGCCGGUCAGCGCCCGGGGAGUUGGCCCAGCGGGCGGCCAGCGAUGGGCUCCCGGCUGAGCCGGCAGAGCGCCGCGGAGGCGACGGGCGUCCCCGCCUGCUCUAAGCGGUCCUUCCGAGGCAGGAGCCGCCCGGAGGAGUCGCCCCGGCGCCAGAGCCUCGACUGCCGGCUGGCUUCGCUGCUGCUCGGCUCCGAGAAGCCGCCCGGGGGGCUGCGCAAGAACGGCCCGGCGGCGCCCUACGUGCGGCGGGUGGGGUGGAUCCGCGAGAUCCAGGCCACCCUCCGCGAGCACCAGCGCGAGCAGGCGGUCCAGCUCCUCCGGCUGCUCCGAAAGGACCUUGGCCUGGAGGGGACGUUCCUCAGCGAGGUGCUCUACAAGAAGGCCACCUUCCUCAACCUCGUGGACCCCAUCUCCCACGACCUCCUGAUGAGUCUGGCCAGAGACCUGCAGUGCCCCAAAAAGGAGUACGAUCCGUGGAAAUCCUCCGACCGGAUCUGCCGGCAGCUGAUCUACCACUUGACUCCGCAUUCCAAAUGGCAUCACUCUGGGCUGCCCCGUCGCAAAUCCCACAGGAGUCUGAAGAGUAACCUGCAGAAGCAGCUUGGCCAAGAUGCCGUCAACCUUUCUGGCGUCCCCCUCUCCACACGGGACAUCCAGCAUCUGGCCUGCUACCUGCAGAACAGCGGGGACCACCUUCUCGCCAUAGACUUGAGCUUCACUGACUUGAGCGAUGAGAAGAUGCGCUUCCUGAUGCCUCUUCUGUGGCCGCUGCCCAGCCUCACCCACCUCUCCCUCAACGGGAACCGCUUGACCCGAGCCACCGUGAAAGAGCUCACGGACACUGUGAAGGACGUGGCCAAGUUCCCCUCCUUAGCCUGGAUCGAUCUGGGCAACAACGUGGACGUCUCCUCCAUGCCACAGCCUCUGCUGGUUGGCUUACGGAAGCGCCUCAGCCAGCAGACCACGCUGCCCACCAUUUAUGAGUCCCUGGACUGUGACUCUGAGGCCUCCAGCGGGCCUGAGGCCAGCCUGCUGGAGGAGGAGGAGGAAGGGGAAGGGACUCAGCCAGUGGCUGAGCACAGCUUCUACCAGCAGUCAUGCAAAAGGUGACUGGGCACGGAGGUGCCUCUGGAAGACUGAUGCCACCACUGUGGAGGUUCUGAGGGAAGAGAUGCUGCGCUGGCCAUCCCCCUCCCCCACUCCCUUGAGCCACUUGAGGUCCCUCCUAACUUUUCUGACUUGCCCCCACCGUCUGCCUUCCUCCCAGCCAGGCUUCUCUCCCACGUGCCAAAUCAGGCUGGUCACUUACCACAAGGCUGCACACCUGAGCAGCACAGGGGAAAGGAGGCCCUUCAGAGAUGCAGAGCACAGGUGGCUGCUGCGGCUGUGGCGGGAAGGGAUGGAGCAAGUCUGGCCCCUUCCUUCCCAGCUGUGCCGGGUCUGCAGGUCCCAGGAGCUGUGUGGGAGUGGCACGGAAAACGGAAGGGCUGCUGCGGGGGCCGAGGCGGUGCUCGGAUGGAGGGAUGGCACAGCCCUGCCUCCUCCCCUUCUCUCUGAACCAAGGGUGGCAGACACAAGACCUGCCGGUUCUGCAGCCAGAAGACGUGACCAGAUGGCGCUGUUGGCAUUCGAGGGGAGCUGGAACCGGGCUGCGCAGGUAUUUGUCUCUGCAUUGGAACGGAGAAGCCAGUUUAGAACUUCUGUUUUUCCACUGGAAGUCUGUUUUGUUCGGGCGGCUUCGUGGAGAUACGCCUGCGUUGAAGCGCCUCUGUGCUGUCUGGGAGGAGUGGCAGUCCUGCCUUAAACCCAGGAGGAAACAGUAACCGGGGCAAGCCCUGUUCAGCAGGAAAAUAUUGCCAUGUGUGACCUGUGAAAAUAAGUGGCUUUCCCGGAGAGAGGAUUAGAGCACCGGGCCAGCACCUCACCAGGCAGUUGCUUGGCAGUUUUCUGGGUCGUGGAAGCAUCGUAACAAUAUAACCUGUGCUCUCUAGAAACACCUCUCCUCUAGGAUUUAGGGGGUGAUCCAAACGCAUUUCUCAAUAAUGAGGUUACCCUUGUUUUGAUGCCACUUGGCAUUUUGCUAAAGAAGAAGAAUGUGUACGUUUCUUAAUUGUGCUUUGCUGCUAUGGGAGCUGAACGGUUUUGUUCAUCCAUCCAGACCAGCAUGCUUGUGUUUAAAGACCCUUGCAAGAAAGACCGGUGACGUUCCUUCCCAGUGCACAGGGGUAUGCAAAUACACUGAUGACAUCUGAACCAUGGCUAAAAGGCCAGAGUUACAAACAAUGCUCCUAAGCCAUUAACAAGUGGGUUUGCAGAAUACAUUCAGCCAAGAACAAACUUGCUCUAUUGGGGUUUAAUAUUAAUAUUUUGACACCUCGAAAAACCUUUUAAGACACUACAAGAAGUUUCCCUGGUAACUUGAGCCAAGCAGUGAUGACUUGAAGCACCUACCCUGCUUCUGAGUUGCAGGGUUUCUAGUUCAGUUUCAAAGCCUACCAAUUUAUAUGCUUCAUCGGGUUUCCUUCCAGACACAUGGCCCUUUUUGGAACCCAGUUCCUCUACAGGUACAAACGCAAGAUGCAAAUUUUCCCCAAGAGAGUUCAGUCCUUGAGCAGCUGUUCUUGAACACCUGGGAGGAAAGGCAGCCUACUUUGUAAGGCUUCUUAACCCAAGAUAAGAGUUCUGCCUGUAAGAAUUGCCGGCUUCCCAAGUAAAAGGCUCUCUGGUUGAGAGACCUGCAGUCAGCAGAGGAAUGAUUAUCAGAAUGGAUUCAGUGGGCAGGAUCUCCAGUCACCUUCAGUCUGGGCCAGUCAGACCUACAAUUCUAAAUAUGAUACUCUCCUUUCCCUUACAAUAAAACUCCUAAUUCCUGCCUACAAGGUUUUUGUAACCUCUCCAACCAAGCAAAGCACUUCAUCGUCUACUUAACUCUCCAAACACACCACUGCAUGCUCCAAGAUAGUUAAAUUUUAGAAGCAUACCAUAACACAAGUAUAAAGGAUACUUGCUAGGUAAACAUUGUAAAGUUUUAUUCUACAUUUUGCAAAGAUUAGCAGGAAAAGAAAUUCAAAUUUUAAACAUUUAACUAGCCACUAAUGAGCGAUCUUACACCUUGCCAUGUUUUAGAUUUUAUGGACUUGUGUUUUUAUUUUAUGCAUUACCCAGAGAACUGUGUCUACUGAUAGAUCAAAAGUACAAUAAAUUAUUUUGAAAACCAAA